Lepisosteus oculatus (spotted gar) is the source of this 2548-nucleotide messenger RNA. The record is from RefSeq and is a predicted model, not a curated record. NCBI's taxonomy places the organism in Eukaryota, Metazoa, Chordata, Actinopteri, Semionotiformes, Lepisosteidae.
GUUUUCGGUUUUAUCUGCAUAUUUAGUAUUUUAGACUCCUCGUAUAUUUUAUUUUUAACCACAUACGCGGAUUUCUUGGGAGAUAAAGGAAUGCGUGCAUCAGUGACGAUAAAACAUUGCAUUGAUAUCUUGCAUGAAGUCCAGCAUUUUUUUUUUAGAUAAAAGUCAUCGCCUUUAAAUGUAGAUUUUACGUUGUCAGCAGUGCGCAUCUUGUUUUAGGCGUGAGUUAUCCUGCCAAAAGAGUUGAACGUGCACAGAUCUGCACAAGAUUUGACAUUUUACGUGCAUAAAAUGAAACCCUGGAGGACGGAGAGGACAUGACGCACGAUAACACGGCUCACAGCGGUUGCAGAAGCACAAACACUAACUCCAUGUAUUUCGGACAGUACCAGUACACUGCAGAGGAAUACCAAGCUGUCCAGAAUGCAUUGCGACAGAAGCUGGGACCAGAAUACAUUAGUACCAGACAGGCUGGAGGGGGACAAAAGGUGUGUUACAUUGAAGGCCACAAGGUUAUAAGUCUGGCCAAUGAGAUGUUUGGUUAUAACGGAUGGUCCCACAGCAUCUCUCAGCAGAAUAUUGAUUUUGUGGACCUCAUCAAUGGCAAGUUCUACGUUGGGGUUAGCGCGUUUGUGAAAGUUCAGCUCAAGGAACCUGACCCGUUCGCCUCUGUGUGCCCUGUGCUCCCCCUGGCUCAGCCCUCGCCCCCCCUGGAUCCAGCGGAGACGAAGCGCUCGGACCGCGAGCCGCAGGUGGAGGAGGCUCGGUACGGCAGCCUCACCCGGGGAAACCAGCGGAGAGAGGCGGACAGCGAAGCAAAGGCCGGCGCCCCCCACCUGGAGCGGUCCGGACCCCAGGAAAGGCCACCGGAGCCCGGCCUCGGCCAGCAGGAGGCCGAGACAGCGCACAGCGCCUCCAGGACAGUAGAAACUGCAGAUGUCCUGGGUUCAUCCACUCAUCACCCUGAUCCCAAGCAGCUGAGGAAACUCAAGCAGCAGCAGCUACAGCAGAGGUUCCGGGAGCAGAUGAUGGCAAAGAAGACGCAGGAGGAAAAGCAGCUGAGCAUGGACGUCACAGCGCCCCCUGGAGGUUACAAGCCUGGCGGUUUCCAGGGUGAGAGGGACAGAGAAAGAUGCGGCGGAGAUAAUGCACUUUUAACCUGCUUGACUGAAAACCUGCAUGUUAUCUCAACCUGUCCGUCUGUUUUGUGGGGGUACAGGACAGUAGAAACUGCAGAUGUCCUGGGUUCAUCCACUCAUCACCCUGAUCCCAAGCAGCUGAGGAAACUCAAGCAGCAGCAGCUACAGCAGAGGUUCCGGGAGCAGAUGAUGGCAAAGAAGACGCAGGAGGAAAAGCAGCUGAGCAUGGACGUCACAGCGCCCCCUGGAGGUUACAAGCCUGGCGGUUUCCAGGGAAGUGCAAUCCCAACAGGCCACAAAGAUCCCCAGAGGAGUCACAGCACGCCCCUGAGCAGCCGAGCGAAUCCUGCAGAGGAACAGUAUCUAACCGAUGACCCAGAGCUGUGGAACUUCCCCCUGGAUGAGAGCGAGAUCAUCAGCACCGAAAAGAGCAGCCGGGCUUCUGGUCGCAGCACUCCCACUACGCCGGGUGGGCACCACAUGAUGACGCGCAGCAAGACCCCCCAGAGACUGCCCUCAGCGAGACCUCCCGUCAGGCCUAAUCACAUGCUGAGCCCCUCCAGGACCUCCAGUAACCUGCAACAGCCAGGAGCCCAGAGCUUCAACACAGGCGGACCUCACAGCCCGUACAGACAAGGACAGCAUAUGAAGAAACGGAAACUGGAAACAUUGGCAUAAUGUAUAUUAAGGUGUACGAAUGAUUCAGUCCAUUAAUAUAUACAUUUAAUUUUGCAUUGUGAAGUCACUGCUGGGUAAAGAACCUGAGAUCUUGCUUUAACUAAAACAAGAACAUGCGGGCAUCUUUUUACAUUGUUCAUGUGACAUUUUCUAAGUAAUCAGCUACCUCCUUUAUCUUCUGUCCUUAGAGAGUUCUUCCAUAGGUUUGUUGUGAAACAGCUGAGCCCUGCAAACAGCCUAUAGUGGCAAAGUGAUACAUCGGAGAUCAGGAUGUUCACGAAAGAAGGUUAAGGGAUACUGUACAAUAUGUAUAACGCUUUAUAUACUCAGUCUACUCGAGCUCCAUCAUUACCUUUUAUGGAUUUUAAAGUCUAUUGAGCCCAAUUAUUUUAAUGAAUUAACUUGAGUUCAGUCACAUGCUUAGAAUAGUCUACACACAUGGAGAAGUUUUUGUAAUGCAAAGAUUUCAGAUCUGAACUUUACAGAAUUACUCUGUAAGAAAUUGAACGUUUUCCUGUUUCUCAAAGAAAGCACCAGUGCAUGUUAUGAAAACAACCCAUAGUUCCGAAAACAGUGUUGUUAUUUUUAUAUCUAGGCCAUUUCAAGGUGUGCAGAGGUAUUUUAUAAUGUUUACAUAGAAGGGACACUUUUUGUCAUUCUGUUGUUUGAAAUGUUUUAAAGACAUUUAAGGUUAACUGUAUAUUUUUAUAAAUGCUAUUGAUAAACCUUAA